Molecule: messenger RNA, 1551 nt
Organism: Neospora caninum
Lineage: Eukaryota; Apicomplexa; Conoidasida; Eucoccidiorida; Sarcocystidae
Product: Catalase, related
Exons: 9
Coding region: 1-1551 (516 amino acids)
Biological process (GO): response to hydrogen peroxide; hydrogen peroxide catabolic process
Cellular component (GO): mitochondrion; peroxisome; cytoplasm
Molecular function (GO): heme binding; catalase activity
Source: RefSeq, a predicted model, not a curated record
AUGACACAGGUUCCGCCCACCGCAUUUGAGCCGUAUGGGCCGGUCAUCACGACCUCGGCCGGAAACCCCGUCGACGAUAACCAAAACUCGGUAACGGCUGGACCCUUCGGCCCCGCUGUCCUGAGCAACUUCCAUCUCAUCGACAAGCUGGCCCACUUCGAUCGAGAACGCAUUCCGGAGCGCGUCGUGCACGCCAAGGGCGCUGGCGCCUUCGGCUACUUUGAGGUUACUCACGAUAUCACCCAAUUCUGCAAAGCAAAGUUGUUCGAGAAGAUCGGGAAGCGCACACCUGUGUUUGCUCGUUUUUCGACAGUGGCUGGAGAGUUGGGGAGUGCGGAUACGAAGCGCGAUCCGCGCGGCUUCGCUCUCAAGUUUUACACGGAGGAGGGCAACUGGGAUAUGGUUGGGAACAACACUCCGAUCUUUUUCAUUCGAGACGCCAUCAAAUUCCCCGAUUUCAUUCACUCGCAAAAGCGCCAUCCGCAAACGCACCUCCACGAUCCCAACAUGGUGUGGGAUUUCUUCUCGCUCGUUCCGGAAAGCGUGCAUCAAGUGACCUUCCUUUACACCGACCGCGGAACGCCGGACGGGUUCCGCCAUAUGCAUGGCUUCGGGAGUCACACCUUCAAAUUCGUGAACAAGUCUUUCCACGUGCUUUCUCUUCUGUGUGUUUCCCGAAACAGAUACAACGAAGCUUUUUAUGUCAAGUGGCACUUCAAGUCAAACCAAGGAAUCAAGAACCUGAACAGACACCGCGCGAAACAGCUCGAGAGCGAAGACCCCGAUUACGCGGUUCGCGACCUCUUUAACGCCAUUGCCAUGCGGGAGUUUCCCUCCUGGACCUUCUGUAUUCAGGUUAUGCCUAUGAAAGAUGCAGAGACGUACAAAUGGAAUAUCUUCGACGUGACCAAAGUGUGGCCACACGACGACUAUCCUCUCAUCCCCGUCGGCAAGCUUGUGUUGGAUCGCAACCCAGAAAACUAUUUCCAGGACGUGGAACAAGCGGCGUUUUCGCCAGCCCAUAUGGUACCAGGGAUUGAGCCGAGCGAAGAUCGUAUGCUUCAGGGCCGUUUGUUCUCGUACAUCGACACACAUCGACACAGACUUGGCGCUAACUACCAUCAAAUUCCUGUGAACCGCCCGUGGAACUCUCGUGGAGGCGACUACUCCGUCCGCGAUGGGCAGAUGUGCGUCGACGGCAACAAAGGAGCACAGGCGAACUACGAACCAAACAGUGUGAACGGCUUUCCAAAGGAAGACAAAAACGCUGCUGUGUCGGGAACGACCGCAGUGAGCGGCGUCAUUGGAUGUCAUCCUCAGGAGCACCCCAAUAGUGACUUUGAGCAGCCCGGGAUCUUUUAUCGAAACGUCUUAACUGAGCCAGAGAGGGAAGCGCUCAUUGGCAACAUCGCCGAGGAUCUCAAGCAGGCGAGACGAGAUAUUCAAGAGCGGCAAGUGAAGAUUUUUUACAAGUGCGAUCCCGAGUACGGCGAGCGCGUCGCUCGCGCCAUCGGCAUGCCGGCUGCGGCAUGCUGCCCAGCCAAGAUGUAG